Molecule: messenger RNA, 954 nt
Organism: Schizosaccharomyces cryophilus OY26
Lineage: Eukaryota; Fungi; Ascomycota; Schizosaccharomycetes; Schizosaccharomycetales; Schizosaccharomycetaceae
Product: ribosomal protein subunit L35
Exons: 2
Coding region: 1-954 (317 amino acids)
Source: RefSeq, a predicted model, not a curated record
AUGCAACGGGUUUGGACUUUUAAAAAUGCGGUGCCAAGGGUUCUUCCUAUAAGGAAUAUUUAUAAGAAAGCUCAAGAUGACGCGUAUCGGCUCGCAACGGUAGUCGUUGAAGAAUACUCUGAGAAAAAGCGUAAAGAAUUAGAGCAAGCAUUGGCUAGCUCCGCUGGCAAAGAAACUGCUCGUAUUAGCAUGCUAAGAGUUCUUUCGGAGAUUAAUCUUCCAAGCGUUCGAUCCAAGUUUUAUGAUGGUGAAUACGACUUUUCACGUCCGGCAUUUCUCCAUUUGUUAAAACAAAAGUGGGAAAGUCAUGAUAAAUUGCUACUCCUUCAAAGAUUAGAGCAAAUGAAGGUCAUCAAAGAUUUAGGACUUGGAUCGUUUAAUCCCAUAGUAGAUGUUCGUUUGAGUUUUUCCAAAGAUGAAUCAACCAAUGUCGUCCCUGGUUCGAUUUUACCAACCGAGCAGACAUGCUCUGAGCCAUUGCUCCAGAUUCUACCAUUUAGCACCGAAGAACAUAACUAUACCAUAGCCACGCUAGAUCUGGAUGUGCCAAAUUACGAAACCAAUCAAUUUCAAACAUCCUGCUUAUGGCUAGCUUCUAACAUACCCGUCAAGGCUACUGACCGUUUAGCAAUACGCCCCUCAAACUGUUUAAUCCCAUAUACCCCUCCCACAAUGCAUAAAGGAGAAGAUAAGCACCGUAUCGUGACUUUAGUCAUGCAACAACGAGAUCCAUCAGUUGAGCUGGAUUUAAGUAAGAUCCAAAAGGAGAACGUGAAUAUACGUGAUAUCUGCACUCAAUAUUCUUUACAACCCGUUGGUUCUCACUUGUUCAGAAGCCAAUAUGAUGAUUGCACUGAAAAGUUACUUUCGGAGCAUCCAAAUGUGGAAAAUUAUACUCCUUUUGAGUUGGACCAAGGUCCUUAUUACAUACUUCCGUCUACUUGUUGCAUUUAA